AUGCCACACGGAUGCUGCGUAUUCGAGCUUGGGUCGCACUGGUUCCAGGCUGCCCAGUGGAUGCUGUCUUUGGCUAUCAUGUUGUUCGUGAUGUUCGUGACGGUGCCGUGGAACGGAGGCAAGCUACCCAGCGCCCCCGUGAAUGCUAUCUAUGGCGGGUUCCACCGGCUACUCUGGAGUGCGGGUUUACUCUGGCCAUGCUACGCCUGCGCCACAAACCGUGGAGGAUGGUUCAACAGCUUCUUCUCGUGGACGGCGUUCCGGCCCCUGUCAAGGUUGACUUUCUGCAUCUACCUUACGCACGUACCCGUGUUCUACAUUCGCACAGGAAAUAUGAGGACCAAUUUCGAGCUGAGCGAGUUUUUUCAGCUCAGCACCUCAAUGGGAAUCUACUGCUUCAGUGUCGUGUUCGGGUUAGCGCUGCACUUGUGCGUGGAGGCACCCGUCUCGCACCUGCAGAAGUUCCUCUUCGAAGGCGACUCUGAGAAGAGCAAGGCGUCUGCUGAUGUCAAGCCAUCGCCAAUCGAGAACGGGGAACAACGGUCAAAGCUAUAGGAACCGCCUUGCUGUAUAAGGAAAGGAGUCGUUUUUUUCUUCCUCUUUAAAACCAGUUCAGCAGUCAUUCUUGGCACCCUGAUUAUUACUUCAGCCUUAAUCACUGAUGCUAGCACAUCACUAGGUUAAAGUAAAGCUUCGGUUAUGUUGUUUCGGUGACGGAAAAUCAUGAACAUGGUGCUCGGCGGACGACACGCAUAAGUUAUUUACUGUGACACUGUACUUUAUUACCAUCCCUUGUUUGUUACUCUUCACGUGACACGUGGUCGAAAUAAAGACGUUCGCACAAUCAAAACGUCUCUGGUUUGCGAAACGCUUCACAGGGAGGUCGCAAAACAUUCAGUCUGUUCCACAUGCACCUUUUCUUAUAUUCUGUUUAUAUUGUUAUAUUUCCACUUAUGUGUUAUAUGAUGUGAAACUGCACA
This is a messenger RNA of Dermacentor silvarum, 980 nucleotides long. RefSeq names its product O-acyltransferase like protein-like. The transcript has 4 exons. Lineage: Eukaryota; Metazoa; Arthropoda; Arachnida; Ixodida; Ixodidae. Bases 1 to 555 code for a protein of 184 amino acids. The record is from RefSeq and is a predicted model, not a curated record.